GGCCCGGCUCCGCCGGCCCCGGAGUGGCGGAGUGCCGCGGGGCCGCCCGCCAGCCGCCCGCGUCGGCGGCAGGGGCAUGGAGGAGCGGCGGGCUCGGAGCCGAGCCCCGGGGUCCCCGAAACUUCCGAGCCGGCGCCGGUGCGCGCCGCCGCUGCCGCCUCGCCUGCCGGCCUGAGAGCGGGACCAUGGACGACAGGUUCAACAAGUGGCUGCUGACGCCGGUGCUCACUCUCCUCUUCGUGGUCAUCAUGUACCAGUACGUGUCCCCUUCCUGCACCAGCUCCUGCGCCAACUUCGGGGAGCAGCCUCGCGCGGGGGAGGCCGGCCAGCCUGCCGCGCCGAGUCCCGCCCGCCGGGCACAGGCGCCGCCGGAGCAGUGGGAGCGGCGGCCGCAGCUGCCCCCGCCGCCCCGGGGGCCGCCCGAGGGGCCCCGCGGGGUCGCGGCGCCGGAGGACGAGGACGAGGGGCUCGGGGUCCCGGAGGGGGGGGAGGAGGAGGAGGAGGAGGAGCCAGACCCCGAGGCCCCCGAGAACGGCUCCCUGCCCCGCUUCCUGCCGCGCUUCAACUUCACCCUGAAGGACCUGACCCGCUUCGUGGACUUCAACAUGAAAGGGCGCGACGUGAUCGUGUUCCUGCACAUCCAGAAGACCGGCGGCACCACAUUCGGCCGGCACCUGGUGAAGAACAUCCGGCUGGAGCAGCCCUGCAGCUGCAAGGCGGGCCAGAAAAAGUGCACCUGCCACCGGCCGGGCAAGAAGGAGACGUGGCUCUUCUCUCGCUUCUCCACUGGCUGGAGCUGCGGGCUGCACGCCGACUGGACGGAGCUCACCAACUGUGUGCCGGCCAUCAUGGAGAAGAAAGACUGUCCGCGCAACCACAGCCACACCAGGAAUUUCUAUUACAUCACGAUGUUGCGGGAUCCGGUGUCGCGCUACCUGAGCGAGUGGAAACACGUCCAGAGGGGCGCCACAUGGAAAACCUCCCUCCACAUGUGUGAUGGGAGAAGCCCCACCGCCGAUGAGCUGCCCACCUGUUACCCUGGGGACGACUGGUCUGGGGUGAGCUUGCGGGAGUUCAUGGACUGCACCUACAACCUGGCCAACAACCGCCAGGUGCGCAUGCUGGCCGACCUCAGCCUGGUGGGCUGCUACGACUUGACUUUCAUGAACGAGAGUGAAAGAAAUGCCGUCCUGUUGCAGAGCGCCAAAAACAACCUCAAGAACAUGGCCUUCUUUGGGCUCACAGAAUUCCAGAGGAAGACACAGUUUCUCUUUGAGAGGACAUUCAACCUCAAGUUCAUCUCCCCCUUCACACAGUUCAAUAUAACUCGGGCUUCCAACGUGGACAUCAACGAGGGCGCCCGCCAGCGCAUCGAGGAGCUGAACUUCCUGGACAUGCAGCUUUAUGAGUAUGCGAAGGAUCUCUUCCAGCAGCGCUACCACCACACCAAGCAGCUGGAGCGCCAGCGGGACCGGCAAAGGAGGCGGGAGGAGCGCCGGCUGCAGCGGGAGCACAGGGGCCACCGGUGGCCCAAAGAGGCUGGGGACGUGGAGGGGGCAGUCACCGAGGAUUACAACAGCCAGGUGGUGAGGUGGUGACCCCCAGACCUCUCCUCCCUCAGGAGGGGGGAGGAUGAGCAGGUGCACUGACCUUCCGUGGUUCCCUGGGAGAAUGUUGGACCAUUCUGAGGACAUCUGGCUGUAGGUGGCUUGAUUUGGAUACCUGCUUCCUCGUGGUCUUUACCCAGCUGGAGAUGAUCCAUCUUGUUCUUUUUUUCCUGACGUUUUUCAGUCCGUGAUAUGAAGUAGGGUAGGCCACUUUAGUUUGGGCCAUAGAGGCACACAUGAAAAGCCAGGUUAUGGCUUGGAUGUUCUGAUGAAACUGGUCUGCUUCAUACUGUCUCUGUAACGGAAAUAUUGGUCUAUUUAAAAAGAGAGAAAAGGAAGUCCCUUUCAGCGCUUAGAUGAGGUUUCAUGCCAAUCCUCACCUGGCUGUUGUCUCUCAUCUUUGAACUCUGUUUGAAUGUGGUUGAAAUCACAAGUAGAGUAACAGUGCUUUGUUGUUACAGCUACUUUUAAACCAGAUUGCCCUACUAUUGACCAUCACUAGAGACUCACCUCCUACAAGGCGUCAUAGCCCUGAACCAUGCUUUCUGCCCCAGUUAGGGAAUGGCUAGUGGAUUCAGGGCAGGGGUGCCUAUGGCCCCUGAGAGAUGAACAUUGGUAGGGACAUUGAGGAGAAAAUGGGCUUAUUAACUAAUGCCUGGGAAGAUCACAUCUUAUCGAUUGUUAUUUUCAAGGUAAGGAAUGAAUGACAAAUGAAGGGGAAAACAUUUCCAACCAGCUACAGAACCUUAGUUUUUUAAGGAAUAUUUCUGUUUUUGCUCUUUGGAGCAGUCAUUGCCUUUGAUAUGGUACUGCCAGAUUUGAGAUUCUGUUAUCACAGAGGCAAUAACGUUUACAAGGAAUUGGCCUGAAGAAUAGGGGCUUAGGGCUUAGCUAGCAUGUACACAAAAUGUAUUCAAGGUCACUAAAGAAUGACUCAGAUUUAGGCCAGAAGACUUGGGACUCAAUGGGAGAGUUAUCCCAGGUGUAUAGGCCGAUGCUACCUCCCAAAAUCUUGAAUAUCUCCAGCCUGACAACUUCUAUGAUUUUUAUCUGCUAUUAGACUCUCGCUAUAGCCAGCAAAUCAGACUGGAGUUGGUAACACUGGACCCAAAAAUGUACUGCAUUGCCAAGGGCUGCUUGUUUUCACCCAUCCCCAAACACAACUAUACUAAUGUGAAGCUUAUUGGAUAAUAAGGGGAGAAGUACAAAAGAGGUCAUAGAAGGCCCUUGCCCAGCAUUCAGUAGGAGGAUCAGAGUAGAUAGAAACAGAUUGAUCUGAUCAGUCCUUUCAAGGAGCUGAAGGCAAAAUGAGUGAAACUCCUAAAUCAGAUUGAAAAGCCUAUUUCCUUGAUAUCUAACAUGUUUGAUGUUUAAGCCAGCUUUACAUAAGCCACAUCUCAGCCUCCAGAAUACUCUCUUUGGGGUUGAGAGUCAGUCAACCUACAAGCCUUCAUGUGCAGAGUGGGGCCCAGCGUCUCCAUCAAAGGGAGAUUGGGAAGGACCACGGUGAUCCUUCUCUCACAGGCCCGGGAUUCAACCGUCAUGCGAGGGAAGGCAGUCCUAGGGACCUCCCCUGGGCCAGGAAUGGUGGGAGGCCCUUCUCAUUCCUUCAGUCUUUUCACCGCAAGGUAGAUAUUAUUAGGCCCAGUUACAUAGACGAGGAAAAGUGAAACCCACGGAUAAUCAGCAGCUUCCUCAUGGGUUGUACACUUGGUCUGGCUGACUGCAAAGUGUGACUCUUUUCACUCCAUUAGGUUUUCCAUAUGGAAUAAAAGCUUCCUGUCAAUAACACAAAAAGCCCCUCUUCCUGCCCAGAAGGGUCUGUCUCUAACCCACACAAUGGUGUGACUGUACAGCACCGAGCUGGCUGUAACCCACGGCCAUGCAGCCUUGGGAGGGUCCAGCCCUCUUCCCCCCAACUAACCCAUCAAUGAGCUGAGAGAUGGGUGACUUCUUGGGCAGUUGUACCUUCUGAGCCAUGUAGGAGGGUGAGUUAAAGGGGCCAAGUAAAUAUUGCUUGUUGGUUGGUAAAGAUUAAGCUCACAAAAUAUUAGUAUUUCCCUUUCCAAUGAUUUGUUCCUAAGGUAGAGAGGAAAGGAGGAUCCCAACUAGGAUUAAUGAGCAGUUUGCUCCUAUCUUCCCAUUUCAAUGUUAGGAUCUAAUGUUCUGCCUAAAAUGACAGGGCUGCAAAUUACCUCUGCCUGCCAGUAUGAAACACAUGCACGCACACACACAUGUGCACACAAUAACAAUCCAGUGUUUUGUCAUGUGGAAAAUGGAAACAAGUUAGAAAGCAUUCAAAUUGUUUCUUUUAAACUCACUUUAAAUUUUUGGCAGGGAAUUCAUGCAUAGCUGAGACUUGGAAGCAUCCUUGGCUAACUUCACACUGUUCCUUAGGCACCUUGGGAUUUAUAUCAAAAGGCUUUCCAAGGCAUUGCUGCUGAAGGCAUGACGUGUGGUGCUCCACUUGAGACCAGAUAUCAGGAUGUUCAGAGGAGAAACCAUCUCUUUGAGUUGGCCUGAGGCCAGUGCUGAGCAAAUUAAAAAGACGGACACGGGCUUCUUCCCUCAUAUCAUUUCAUUCGAAAGCAGCGUGCUUCUCAUAUCCCUGGGGUCCUAUGUUGAUAGAAAUGAAGAGGUAGGGAUGGAUGCAGUUUGUUCUCCAAAAAUUGACUGCACACCUACAUGCUGGGCGAAGCUCAGAGAAGAGAUGCCAACAGAAC
Messenger RNA from Manis javanica (Malayan pangolin), 4330 nucleotides. It is a transcript of the gene HS6ST3, whose product is annotated as heparan sulfate 6-O-sulfotransferase 3. Gene Ontology annotation, cellular component: membrane. Gene Ontology annotation, molecular function: heparan sulfate 6-sulfotransferase activity. The record is from RefSeq and is a predicted model, not a curated record. NCBI's taxonomy places the organism in Eukaryota, Metazoa, Chordata, Mammalia, Pholidota, Manidae.